AUGGAACCUCACUGGUCACUGGUUUUGCAGGAAGGAAAACAGGCAGUUAAGCAUGUUCCUCGCAAAGUGUUAACCAUUAAUCCACCAAAAGGAGUACAAGUGCUCAGUUUUUCCACCCAAUUUAAACUCCUCUCACACCUCUCAGAGGGAGCACACGCAUCAUUUGGAGAAGGUAAGAUGAAACAUUUUUGUUUAGAGAAUAGAGUUUGUUUAUUAAUUUUCUUUAUUAAUUGCAUGUUCCUAUAUCAUAAUUACUGUCGAGCUACAGUAUACCCACAGCUUAUCUUUUGUACUUUGGAGGCUUUAAUUGCAGCUAGAGGAGUUUGUAAGUGAUUACCAUGACCAUAAUUCAGAGUGAUUGGGUACUGCUACACAGCUACAAGAUAUUUGUCAGGCAUUAAUGAUGAAAUACGCUUUGUUUUUAGAUUAACCUAAAAAGAAAUUGACUUUUGCUUUCCAAUCAAAAGUGUCUUUCUUGUUGUCCACUGUGUGGGCUCAAAUGUGGCAUGUAGUGGUUUCAUAGGUGGUUGUGCAUUUGAGUGCACGCUGUUGCUCAUUUAAAAACUGCGAAAUCCUCUCGUAAGUGGUGCCUCUUUAACAAAGUGUUUGUCGUGCUAAGACCAGUUGGUCUGAAAUGCUAUGAUUAUACAUUUAUCCCGUUUGCAGGGGGCACAUGGCCGAGAGAGGAGCUACACCAAUGCUCUUCACAGCUCUCAUAUGGGCAGUACUUUAUACAUCUACACCAUGUGCUGGGACGAAUGUUAAAAUUGGUGUCCCUGAAAACUACGAUGGUAUUUUCCCAUGGUAUCUAACCAAGCUUCAAAGCCUGCCAUCUAAUUAUAGUGACCUGGUGGUAACAGGAGAUGAUGAGGGCAUAUUUGGAGUCGAUGCUCAGUUUCUGUACGCCCUAAAACCACUGGACAGGGAAAAGCAGCCAUCUUACUCUCUGCAGGUGUCCUUCAGAACGUCAGUGCAUCAUCAGAGCUUCAAUGUUGAAGUGUGUGUCAUCGACAAGAAUGACAACGUGCCUACGUUCAUAGAGGAGAGCAUGAGAGGCAGCGUGCAGCUCGGGCUUCUCAAGGGAAUACCAUUCAUGCAAGUGGAAGCGCUAGAUCGCGACGACCGCAACAGUCCCCACGCUGAUCUGCGCUUCAGCCUGAUGGAACAAACACCCAGGAUUCCCUCCAGCCAAAUGUUCUCCAUCCAUGCCGUCUCUGGGGAGGUUUCACUCACUGAGGAAGGAGCCUCUACUCUGGACCCAGAGAUGUGUGGUCGUUACAAGCUCUCAGUGAUGGUGAAGGAUAUGGCUGGGAGGGCGGAUGCCUUCUUCUCCGCUGGCAUUGUUACUGUUGAGGUGACAGGAAACACCUGGGCAUCACCUGACCCUGUACGGCUUCAGGAAAAUCUUCCGGGCCCUUACCCCAUACCCAUCUCACAGGUCAAAUGGAGUGGCAGUCAGGCAGAGUAUGGUCUGGAGGGGGAGUUUCCAGAGAUGCUCUUCACCAUCAGCAGAGAAGGAGUCAUUUAUCUCAAUGCCCCGCUGGACAGAGAGACACAGGACCAGUUUCAUAUCAGCAUUGUGGUUGAGCGUCCCGACGGUAGGGAGAUUGCCAAACCUGUGGAGCUGAGGGUGAUGGUGGGUGACGCUAAUGAUAACAGGCCCACAUUUCCACAGGCACAGUACCAUACUGUGGUGAAAGAACUGGCUGCUCGAGGGACAGAAAUCCUGACAGUGCAAGCGGCUGAUAAUGAUGACCCUAAGACAGACAAUGUACGAAUCUUCUACCGCUUAGUCGGACAAAUUCCAGAGAGUCCUCGUGCCCUCUUCAGAGUGGACCGUGACUCAGGGGUCAUCUCGGUCCAAGCGGAUAGUAUGGAGGGCACGGCACCGCAGUACACUCUAACCAUCACUGCUGAGGAUGCCAAAGGUCUGAACAGUUCCUGCACUGUGGUUGUGACGGUGCAGGAUGAGAAUAACAACCCACCGGUGUUCUCCCAACACGAGUACGGACCCUUUCACAUCCCAGAGGAUGCCCUGGUGGGUACGACAGUGACAGCUGUGCUGGCGAGGGAUGCAGAUGUUCGAGGUGGAGACAGCUGGCAGGUGGACUACCGUUUAGAGUCUGGAGAUGAAGAGGACGUCUUUUCAUUAGUGACAGAUAAGCAGACCAAUGAGGUCACACUUGUCCUGUCGAAGGUGUUGGACUUUGAGCGCGAGAGUGAGUACAUUCUCGUGCUCAGUGCCCAGAAUCCAGUUGCUUUAGUCCGUGGCCGGUACGGCCCCGCAUCCACAGCAACGGUCUCCAUUUAUGUUGACGAUGUGAACGAGGGUCCGAUCUUGUCUCAAAGCCAUUAUGAGGUGACUGUGAGAGAAGGGGAAGAACCAGGACGGGUUAUUGCCACCAUCCGAGGUUACGACCCCGAUUCUCACCCAAUAAGAUAUUCUCUUCAAGGGGACACCAAGAAAUACUUUUCAAUUGGGAAGUAUUCUGGUGAGCUAAAGACUGUGCAGGCCUUGGACAGGGAGGAGAACAGCACGUACACCAUGGAGGUCAUUGCAGUGGAUGGACGAAACUCCUCCCUGUCUGCAUCCACCCUGGUGACUGUCUAUAUCCUGGAUGUGAAUGACAACAGUCCAGUGCUGGUAGGAGAUUACUCCUGGAAGUACCUGUGUACACCUCGCUUAGAGGACCAAGCUUUGGUGCUUGCAUCACGGGACAGUGAUGGACCGCAGCAUGGAGGACGACUUAAUUUCUCCCUCCGCAGCGAUGUCACAGUUCGACGUAACUGGAAGCUAACACCUAUUAAUGAUACUCACACCAACCUGUCCUUAAAUAUCCCAUACCUGCCCCCUGACGUCUACAUCGUGCCCUUCACCAUCUCUGACAGCAGCUCUCCUCCCAGGAGCACCUUCAUACACUUGCCAGUGACUGUGUGCCCCUGCAAUGUCAGAGGAAACUGCAAAAUGGCUGCCAAGCAGCUGGAGGGCAUGCCAACUAUACAGUCUGCAGUCGGCAUUUUGCUUGGCACCUUUGCAGUCAUAGGAGUGAUCCUCAUUGUUGUAUUUGUGAGACUGUCCUACCAGAACCCCAAAGAGCCAAGCAAGACUAAUCAGGAGAGAGUUCCCCUUAAGAUGUCAAUCUAACUACACUGUAUUGUCCUACUUAUGGGACAAACAUGACAAUCUUGUUUCAGGGCAAUAAAUUCAUUACGUGACCGUGAAUGUCUUUAAAAUGAAUGUACACUUCACUUGCAGUUUUAAGUUCAUAUGUAUGCAAACUAUGUUUUAGUUUAGUCUAGAGCUCUGAUGUAUGUUACGUGCUUAGGUCUGUGCUUGCACAUGAUGUGAGUUUAUCUUCUAAGUUUGUCUGUCUUUUGUUAUUGCUGUAGAGCGGUUAAUACCUCUUAAAAUGGUGCCCAGUUACUGUAACAAGAAAAGUUACUAAUUGUGCUGGAAAAUCUCUCUAAAACAUAAGAAGUAAAAGAUAAUGUUACAUGAAAGAGAAACAUUUUUCUAAAAGGGAUUAUUUUGUAACAUUGAUCUUACGCUUUUGUAAUUUGUAACACGUUACUCAUUAUGUUAAACACAUCUGAUCAUAAAACUAUGAUGCCAUUUCUUUGAAUCUUAUAAAAAAAAUUGCUGGAAAUACAAAAGUGUGGGGAAAGUGUGCCUCUCAAUGCUGACAUGUGAUUUUAUGUUACUUAACACAUGAGUAGAAAUAAAAAAUGUUUUAAGUGCUGUAUAUCUGCAUAAUUUAUUUACACCCCAAUCCAGAAUGCAAUCAUUUGCAGAUCUUAUAGAUACAAAUUUUAUUCACAAUACCACAAAGAAAACAUAACAAAUCUUUAAACUGAGACUUUUUACUAUUGCAUGAAAAAUAUUAGCUCAUUUUGAAUUUGACGGCAGCAACAUGUCUCAAAAAUGUUGGGGCAGGACAAUGAAAGUCUGCAAAAAGAGUGUAAAUACGUAACUAAAAAGCAAAAACAGCAAUCAGUUACAUGAUUGGGCAUUUCAGAGAGGCAAAAAACUGCAUCUACAGAUUGUGGAACAAUUUCAGAAUAAUGUUCCUCAAUGUAAAAUUGUGAUGACACUGAAUAUCUCAUCAUAUCUACUUUACAUAACAUCAUCAAAAGAUUUAAAUAUUCUGGAAAAUUCUCUGUGUGCAAACAACAAGGCUGAAAAUCAGCAUUGGAUGCCUGUUAUCCUUGUGCCCUUA
This is a messenger RNA of Haplochromis burtoni (Burton's mouthbrooder), 4217 nucleotides long. RefSeq names its product cadherin 16, KSP-cadherin (gene cdh16). The coding region runs from base 674 to 3145 and encodes 823 amino acids. The record is from RefSeq and is a predicted model, not a curated record. Gene Ontology annotation, molecular function: cadherin binding; calcium ion binding. Gene Ontology annotation, cellular component: adherens junction; catenin complex; plasma membrane. The transcript is spliced from 17 exons. Lineage: Eukaryota; Metazoa; Chordata; Actinopteri; Cichliformes; Cichlidae. Gene Ontology annotation, biological process: homophilic cell-cell adhesion; multicellular organism development; adherens junction organization.